GAAAUGUCAACUGAAAUCUCAAAAGUCCACUCAUUGAAACAGCAAUGAUGGGAGAAGUUUGAUAAAGUGCGGCAUUGACAUGAUCAUAGCUGUGCCCACUGGAAUCAAAAUCUUUAGUUGGAUCGCUACCAUGUGGGGACGUAUGAAUUUCCUUCAGUGUAGAUAGACCAAAAAUGGGAAUAAAGGGAUAAGAAUAGGAGUUAUAGUUCAAUUGGAAGAAGAGGCACCAGUGGGAACAUCUCUACCGCCGAAAUAAACGUGGCCCGUAAUACAUGUAGAAACCUGUUUAUGUCUGGAUAUUUCAGUAUUUCACACCAUUUUGUUGUCAGCCAAGGAACCAAUAUUGGUAUCAUGUUGUUUCCUGUCGGAUCGUAUUGUCUCAGUGCAGUGUUGUUUCCUGUCGGAUCGUAUUUUAUCUGAGCAAACUGAAAUCUCAGAAGUCCACUUGUUGAGUCUCCAGCCGAGGAGCUGGAUACAUCCAUUCGCUGGAGGAUAUGAUUUUUAAGGUACACAUUAUAUAUUUCCACCUCGAAGUUUCGUGCCAUUGACUUGCUAUUUCCCAACCUGUUACAACUUACAAGAUUAAGAAGAGAAAGUUCAAAGUAAACACCAACUGUUUACCUCUUCUAGCGAGGGCAGCAAUGAAGAUGGAAGUAGACAACUGAAAUGUCAACUUCGGAACUAGCCUACUAUAUUUGCGAAGUCUUUGUAUUUUUUUUUUGCGGGGAAGUCUUUGCAUUAUGGUUGCUUGUAUGAGUACAUUCCCAGAAUCACAUACCGCGGCUGCACUGCAAUUCUUCUGGUAGCAUCGUCAAAUGGAUUGGUCAUCUCUCACCUGUUCAGCAAUCGUCCUGAUCAUUCUGUUCCUGCCGUUCGGUGCCUCUGACGACCGGCUUGUCCCUGGCAAGCCACUCACCCCCGGCACAACCAUUGUCUCGGAUGGCGGUGACUUCGCCUUGGGCCUCUUCUCAUCUGGCUCGAUGCAGUCCAACCUGUACCUCGGCAUCUGGUACAACGGCAUCCCCGAGCUCACCAUGGUGUGGGUCGCCAACCGGGAAACCCCACUCACGAACAGCACUUCCUCCGCGCCGACGCUCUCCCUCACCAGCACAUCCAAUCUUGUUCUCUCUGAUGGUGAUGGCAGUCGUGUUGUUUGGACAACUGACGUGGCUUCCUCGAGCUCGUCUUCACCAGAGGCGGUGCUUCUGAAUACUGGUAACCUCGUCAUCCAGUCACCUAAUGGCAGCAGGGUUUGGCAGAGUUUUGACCACCCGACCGACACGUUCCUACCUGGCAUGAAGAUGCGGAUCAGGUACAGGACACGCGCCGGUGAGCGCCUGGUGUCCUGGAAAGAAGCCGGAGACCCUUCUCCUGGGAGCUUCUCCUACGGCUGCGAUCCGGCCACGUCCAUCCAGAUGUUCCUCUGGGAUGGGUCGCGCCCGGUGUACCGCAGCACCCCGUGGACCGGGUUCCAGGUGAAGAGCGAGGGCGAGCACCUGAUAACCAACACCAGCGCCAUCGUCAUAUCCCUGGCCUUCGUCAACACUGACGAGGAGAGCUACACGAUGUUUAGUGUCUCUGAGGGUGCGUGGCACACCAGGUUCGUGCUGACCUACUCCGGCAAGCUCCAGUUCCAAAGCUGGAAUAGUAGCUCUUCCGCAUGGGUAGUCUUUGGGCAGUGGCCACGCCACAAAUGCAACCACUACGGCUACUGCGGCCUGAAUGGCUACUGUGACGAGACAGUGUCACCUAUUCCGACAUGCAAGUGCCUUGACGGUUUCAAGCCGACGAGCACUGAGGAGUGGGAUAACAACAAGUUCUGGAAAGGGUGCCAACGGAGAGAGGCGCUGCAGUGUGGCGAUGGUUUUGUGCCCUUGUCGGGGAUGAAGCCACCGGAUAAGUUCAUGCUCGUCGGUAACACAUCGUUGAAGGAGUGUGCUGCGGCAUGCAGCCGCAACUGCUCCUGCAUGGCCUACGCUUACGCCAACCUGAGCAGCAGCAUUGCCAGCGGAGACAUGACAAGGUGCUUGGUGUGGGUGGGGGAGUUGGUUGACAUCGGGAGGCUAGGCUCAAGCACCGCCAGCGACACGCUCUAUCUGCGGCUUGCAGGCUUAGGUGCAGCAUCUGGUAAAAGGACAAGGAGCAAUGCCGUGAAAGUUGUGUUACCGGUUUUAGGAAGUAUUGUUCUGAUACUCGUGUGCAUUUCCAUUGCAUGGUUGAAAUUCGAAGGCAAGGACAACCAGGAAAAACACAAGAAGUUGCCAUCUGAUGGUUCAAGUGGUCUUGAAUUUCCAUUUGUAAGAUUUGAGGAAAUUGCCCUUGCAACACACGAGUUCUCCGAAACAUGUAUGAUUGGACUUGGAGGCUUUGGCAAAGUUUACAAGGGAACACUAGGUGGUCAAGAAGUUGCUAUCAAAAGGCUAAGUAUGGAUUCUCAACAAGGAGUAAAUGAAUUCAAAAAUGAAGUAAUUCUUAUUUCCAAAUUGCAACACAAAAAUUUGGUUCGACUUCUUGGAUGUUGUGAGAAGGGAGAUGAAAAGUUAUUGAUCUAUGAGUAUUUGCCUAAUAAAAGCUUAGAUGCCACCCUUUUUGAUGAUUCAAGAAAACAUUUGCUUGAUUGGGGUACACGGUUAACCAUAAUUAAAGGUGUCGCAAAGGGGCUUCUCUAUCUUCAUGAAGAUUCAAGACUGACCAUAAUUCACAGAGAUCUCAAAGCCGGGAACGUUUUGCUAGAUGCAGAGAUGAAACCUAAAAUAGCAGAUUUUGGUAUGGCGAGGAUCUUCGGUGAUAACCAGGAAAAUGCAAACACCCAACGCGUUGUCGGAACAUUUGGUUACAUGGCCCCUGAGUAUGCAAUGCAAGGUAUCAUCUCUACCAAAUCCGACAUCUAUAGUUUUGGCGUGUUACUACUGGAGAUCGUAACUGGUAUGAAGAGAAGCUCCACUAGUCAUGCAAGGGGCUUUCCGAGCCUCAUAAUCUAUUCGUGGAAUAUGUGGAAAGAUGGGAAGGCAGAGGAAUUGGCUGACUCAUCUAUUAUAGAUACAUGCCUACUAGAUGAGGUGUUGCUUUGCAUUCAUGUAGCACUCUUGUGUGUCCAAGAAAACCCAAAAGACAGACCACACAUGUCAUCGGUUGUGUUCACCCUAGAGAAUGGAAGCACUACACUCCCAAUUCCCAGUCGGCCUGCAUACUUUCUGGGACAGAGCACUGAAUUGGAGCAACUCAGAAACAAUAUUCAGAAUUCCGUGAAUACUUUAACUCUUACUGGUAUAGAGGGUCGAUGAAAUACUUCAUUACUUUUAUAUGUGUUGGACAUUGUGUAAAGAAAGGCUUGUCCACGAGUGGUCGUUGUUUGUAGUUUAGUGGUGGAGGGAAGUUGUUUGAUGCCACCUACACAGGCUUGAUCCAUAAAGUUUUUGUUCUACUGAAUGAUUCUUGUUUGUGCCCAUGAAAUAUGUUCAUAAUAAAGGAUGGUCGAGUGUUAGUGUGCA
Messenger RNA from Hordeum vulgare subsp. vulgare (domesticated barley), 3491 nucleotides. Its product is annotated as receptor-like serine/threonine-protein kinase SD1-8. Gene Ontology annotation, biological process: protein phosphorylation; recognition of pollen. NCBI's taxonomy places the organism in Eukaryota, Viridiplantae, Streptophyta, Magnoliopsida, Poales, Poaceae. The record is from RefSeq and is a predicted model, not a curated record. The coding region runs from base 816 to 3284 and encodes 822 amino acids. The transcript is spliced from 7 exons. Gene Ontology annotation, molecular function: ATP binding; protein serine/threonine kinase activity.